Messenger RNA from Octopus bimaculoides (California two-spot octopus), 3661 nucleotides. RefSeq lists its product as uncharacterized. Lineage: Eukaryota; Metazoa; Mollusca; Cephalopoda; Octopoda; Octopodidae. Gene Ontology annotation, molecular function: protein binding. The record is from RefSeq and is a predicted model, not a curated record.
UCCUGUAACACAUGCAAUGUUGUUGAGGAUUUUGGCUUCCUGUCAUAGUUUCUGUUGCCAUUUUAAAGUUUUUUCUACAUUUAUAUAUUUUGAGCAUUUAUUUUAGAAUCUGGAUACCUUUUAAAACAAAAACUUUGAUGUACUCAGGAACCAAGCUGGCCUUAUACAGUUAUACACACGGAUUCUUUAGGUUUACCAAAACAAAUGAGUCACCCACUCAUAAUGUUUUACUUUACCUAAUAAAAUGGCUUUAGCUAAGAAGACCUGGCUUCAGAAAUAUGGUUUAAAGCUUGUUGGAAAUGGUCCAGCAUUUAUUGCAUCAAUAGAAAAAGAUAGCAUUGCUGAAGAAUUUGGCCUCCAAAUUGGAGAUAGAAUAAUUGAAUUUGAUGGUUAUGAUGUUGAUGGGUUGUCUGCAGAUGUAAUCAUGGUUCUAAUGAAGAGCAAGAAAAGCUUUCCAACUUCUCUUGGAAUUGUGUCUGAGUUAUGUGAAUUUGUCUUACACUGUGGAAGGCUGAAAGAUUGUGGUUUUUCUAUUUCUAGUGACAAAUUUGUCACUGUAAUAGAAGUUACUCAAAAUGGAAUGGCAUUUUUGGCUGGACUUAGAAAAGGUGACAUUAUUGUGGCUGUGAACAAUAAGCCUUUGACAAAAAUUAAGGGCAACACUUGGGAGCUUAUUACUGAAAAUGAUCAUGUGACUCUAUCGGUGAUUCCAACUGGUGAACGAGGUGAAGAACAUCAACCUUUAUUGCAAGGCCCACAAAUAAAAUCUUCAGUAAAACUAUUUUCUAAGUUGAGCAAAUAUUUUGAUGAUGACAUGAAAAAAAAGCUGGAGUUAGCAAGCAUUCUAAAGGAUUACUCUGGAGAUGGGGAUAUUUUUAAGUUGUGCAUCACAUUGGACAGUAAGCUGAAGAAACCUCAGGAACGGAAGUUCUUGAAAUACAUUUGGCCAUUCAUUCCAACUGAACAGCAUGAAAUAUUUGAACCAUUAAUGAAAAAAAAACAUCUUUACUGUAACUGCUCCCACCAAAUGUACUCCCCAAGUAAAAAACACAUCAGCUUAAACUUACGAAUAACUUGUGCAAACAACCCACUAGGAUUUGUGAUAAAAGGGAGUGGGCCAGUUCAUGUAGAAUGGUUGGACCCUGGAGGACCAGCUGAAACUGCUGGCAUUUUACCUGGAGACUUUAUUAUGGAGAUUAAUGACAUUGAUACAAGAAACAUGACUCAUGAACAAGUGGUAAAGAUCCUUAAAGAAUGUGGUCCAGCCCCUCUGCUACAAAUUGAACGACACCCAAAGAUGGCUGGAAAAUUUCAAGUGAACUCUUUAUUUGAAACAACUAAUUUCAUUGCAAACACCAAUGAAGACUCUUUUGACUGGAUAGUUGAAGAUUUCAGUUCUUAUAAAGACAAUGAAGGAUUCACAUUCAAACAGAAGAUGGAAUAUUUAUUAACAUCACUGGAACGAAAAUUAUUGUUGCUUUACUUUUUCCAGUACAUUAAUUCCAGUAACAUCAUUAGGUUAUUAACAUAUCUGCGAUUAAUUCUGGACACUCCAUCCAAGAAAUCUCUCUGGUUGUUCUUAAUACUGAAAAUGUCAACAAAGGACAGAAAAUACAUUCGAAUAAAAGAGAACCUCAAUGAAUAUUUAAAUAACAAUAACAGAAGUCUUAUGGAACAUCACCUGAGCACAUGUGAAAAUAAUAAAGUCAAAAAUAACCUUGAUGUUUAUGCAGUCAAUAAAACAUUUGGAAGCAUCAUCAAUAUAGAACAUAUUCUAAAUACCCCAGCAAAACAAACAGUAUGGUUAAGUAUUUUACCAGAUCUUAUUCCUAAACAUCAAGCAUUAAUAAAGGGGAAAAUAUUAUCAAGUAAUAAACAACUUGGUGCAGCAUUUCCCCCCAUUUCUGCAGUAAAUUAUAAUGAAGAAAAUACUCUAAUAAAACAAUUUCCCUUAAACAUUGACAGUACUGCAAAUGAUAUGAGUGAUUCCUCUUUAUGUGACAACUCCAUUUCGGCUUCAUCUUCAUCUCUGUCAUAUGAAGAAAGUCAGGUUGUUUUAGCAGCAAGUCACCAACAUAGUAAAUCCAAAAGUUGCACAGAAUGUGAGAAGAUGUUUUGGUCAUAUGCAGACAACCAAUCAGAAUCUCAGCCUGUGGUUCAUGAUAAACUCUUGACAAGUUUCUUAAAGAAAUCUUCUAAUUCUAAUAGAAAGCUCCCACCUGUAACACAAAAUGGUGUUGCUCACAACAGUAAAUCUAUAUCUGAACCCCCAAGUUUUCCAAAACACAAACCCAAAGCAAACUACAAAUUGCCAUCUUCUGUAAAAGGUAAUCAGACAAGAACUUUGCCAGACAUUUACAAUACCGACUCAACAAAUAAAGUUCCACUCAAAACCACAGAUUUGACUCAAAGUGAAAGAGAACCUAAGCAACAGCACCAAAGGAAGAAGCCAGAAAAUAACAGCAAUCCUAUUCGAUCAACAAGCAAGGAUGUGAGGAAUAAACAGAAGAACCUUGUACCAAAGGGAAAAAGUCAAAGUACCAGUUCUUUAGUUACAUCUGGAACACAAGGUUCUUUAAAAGCUGAUCUGACAGAUUUAGCAGCUGAAGAAGAUGGUCAUGCUGUUAUAAUACCUACUCAUGAAUCUCUAAAGGUGAAAACAUUGGAAGAACAUGAUACACCAAGCUGUGAAGAACCAAUAGUAUCAAAGAAACAAAAUUCUACCAUAAAUACUGGCAGGUAUUCUAAAAAUGAAGAUGGUCGUGCUGCUAUAAUACCUACUCAUGAAUCUCUAAAGGUGAAAACAUUGCAAGAACAUGAUACACCAAGCUGUGAAGAACCAAUAUUGUCAAAGAAACAAAAUUCUACCAUAAAUACUGGAAGGUAUUCUAAAAAUGAGAAAAUGAACUCUAAGAGCCAUGAAUCAAACAAAUUUCUACUUCAGCAUGUUAAACAGGAACAUUUCAGUAAAUCCCAGGAGCUGAUCCCAGAUAAAAUUAGGAAUUCUAAAAAAAGCAAUAUUGAAAACAAAUUGAGAUCAAAAUCUUAUGAUGUGAUUCCAUCAAAGGAUUCUUCUAACAAGUUUUCUAACCAAGUCAAAGCAUCAAAUAAUUCUAAUACUGGGGAAAAUGAAGAACACAAGAGAGCCGAUAAACUAACCGCAACUGAAGUUCUUCAUCAAAUGGCAGAACUUUCUAAUUCACAAUCUGAUUUGCCAGUGCAUUCUUGGAGAGAAGAUGAAAAAUACCAUUCACAGAAAUGGCUUAAAAGCCAUAUAUCUGUCAGUGAUAAGAUAAAACAACUUGAAUCAAACACUCAAAUGGACAAGAAAGAAACAGUUCCACCAGUGCCACCACCUCUUCCUAAUUUUGUAAUGAGUACAUCUCAAAGCAAACUGAAGAAUAAACGGCUACACUGGCAGAAAAUUGAAGGAGAACCAAAUGAAAAUACUAUUUGGUAUAAGGUUAAUAAAAGUGAUUCAGAUGAUAUUAUCCCUCUUCUGAAUCUAGAAAAGAGGUUUGCACUUAAAACCAGUGAGCCAGAGAAAAGUAAAGUUGUAAAGAAGAAAAUCGUAUCCAUCUUGGAUUCAAGAAAAUCAUACAACAUUUCCAUUCUACUUGGACAUUUGAAAUUACCAAGUUCCAGCAUAAAAGCACUCUAG